This is a messenger RNA of Linderina pennispora, 753 nucleotides long. Its product is annotated as N-terminal nucleophile aminohydrolase. The transcript has 2 exons. Bases 1 to 753 code for a protein of 250 amino acids. Lineage: Eukaryota; Fungi; Kickxellomycota; Kickxellomycetes; Kickxellales; Kickxellaceae. Gene Ontology annotation, cellular component: proteasome core complex; nucleus; proteasome core complex, alpha-subunit complex. Gene Ontology annotation, biological process: ubiquitin-dependent protein catabolic process. The record is from RefSeq and is a predicted model, not a curated record.
AUGUUCAGAAACCAGUACGAUAAUGAUGCGUCGACAUGGAGUCCACAGGGCCGCAUUUUCCAAGUCGAGUAUGCAUCGGAGGCUGUCAAGCAGGGGUCAGCAGUUGUCGGCCUGAGGUCGAAGGAUCAUGUCGUGCUUGUGGCAGUCAAGCGCUCGCCGAAUGAGCUGGCGUCGUAUCAGAAGAAGAUUGUGCGCAUCGACGACCACAUGGGCAUUGCAAUGGCGGGUCUGACGUCUGACGCGCGCGUUCUGAGCAACUACCUGCGCACGGAGGCGAUGCGCUCCAAGAUGGUCUAUGGACGGCCGCUGCCGGUUGGGCGCGCAGUGAACAUGAUCGGCGACCGUGCACAAAUCAACACGCUGGAGUACGGCCGGCGUCCCUAUGGCGUGGGGCUGCUGGUGAUCGGCUACGACGACGCGGGACCCCAUCUUUUGGAGUUCAACCCGUCGGGGAUUGUGAGCGAGUACUAUGCGUAUUCAAUUGGCGCGCGGUCGCAGUCGGCACGCACAAACCUGGAGCGCAACUUUGAGCAGUUCCAGGAUCUUUCGCUGCAGGAGCUGGUGACGCAGGGCCUGCGGGCGCUGAGGGACACGCUGCAGCAGGGGAAGCAGCUGGAUACAAUGAACACGAGCAUUGGGUUUGUGGGCAAGGACACCAAGUUCACGAUGCUCGAUGGCGAGGCCACGCAGCAGUACCUUGAUCUGAUCGACGAGGGCGCCAGGCACGCAGGAGGGCGAUGCGAUGGAGACUGA